AAACGGGCCAGCCGGAGCUGCAAAGAAAGAUGAAGAAGGCCUUGUCAUUAUUGACCAAGCCAAUACUCCUCCUCACAGUCACCUCCGCUACGACCAUUCUCUUCCUUCUCACCUCUCAGCCGAAUCACCAACUUUCUACCCCGCCGGAAUCUUCAAAACGGGAUAAUAUGGCGCGGAGCUUCAUUCUCUGGCUUCAUGGUUUGGGUGACUCCGGCCCCGCCAAUGAACCCAUCAAGACUUUUUUCUCAUCGCGGGAGUUCAGAAAUUCCGUUUGGUCUUUUCCUUCAGCUCCUUCUAACCGAGUCACUUGCAACAAUGGGGCUGUGAUGCCUUCUUGGUUUGACAUUCAUGAGAUUCCCGUCACAGCAAAUUCUCCAAAAGAUGAAAAGGAAGUCCUGAAAGCCGUCCAGAAAGUGCACGCGACGAUUGACAAGGAAUUAGCUGCAGGAACAAAUCCUGAGAAUGUGUUUGUAUGUGGAUUUAGUCAAGGAGGAGCGUUGACCUUAGCCAGUGUUCUGCUCUACCCAAGAACCCUAGGAGGUGGUGCAGUUUUCAGCGGAUGGGUUCCAUUUAAUUCAUCUAUAACACCUCAAAUCACCCCAGAGGCAAGAAAGACGCCCAUCUUGUGGUCUCACGGCAUGUCCGACAGAACAGUAUUGUUUGAAGCUGGACAAGCCGGACCACCCUUCCUCGAACAAGCUGGAAUGAGUUGUGAAUUUAAGGCUUACCCCGGGCUUGGACAUUCCAUAAGCGGUGAGGAGCUUCACAACUUGGAAUCUUGGAUCAAGGGACGGUUACACAGUUCCUCCUCCUGAUGUUAAACCAUAUUGUUACCUGGAAUUGUCAUUUCAGAUUGUAAGACUUAUCUAAUAAUACAGUGAUUGCAGUUUGUCUAUUUGCUUUUGUAACCCAAAGAGAGUUCUUUCUGAAAACUCGUAAUAAUGGUGGUGUUCUGCU
Molecule: messenger RNA, 957 nt
Organism: Impatiens glandulifera
Lineage: Eukaryota; Viridiplantae; Streptophyta; Magnoliopsida; Ericales; Balsaminaceae
Product: probable carboxylesterase SOBER1-like
Exons: 6
Coding region: 30-815 (261 amino acids)
Biological process (GO): protein depalmitoylation
Cellular component (GO): cytoplasm
Molecular function (GO): palmitoyl-(protein) hydrolase activity; carboxylic ester hydrolase activity
Source: RefSeq, a predicted model, not a curated record